Molecule: messenger RNA, 1479 nt
Organism: Ictalurus furcatus (blue catfish)
Lineage: Eukaryota; Metazoa; Chordata; Actinopteri; Siluriformes; Ictaluridae
Exons: 4
Coding region: 135-1031 (298 amino acids)
Biological process (GO): mitochondrial ATP transmembrane transport; mitochondrial ADP transmembrane transport
Cellular component (GO): mitochondrial inner membrane
Molecular function (GO): ATP:ADP antiporter activity
Source: RefSeq, a predicted model, not a curated record
AAAUCGGCCAUUUCGACCGAGCAGGCGAGCGAGCGAGUCAGAAGCCGGGAGGGAUUAGAAAGAAGGCAGACUAGGCCGGAUAAGUUUAAGAGAAAUAUCUAUAACAAAGAAACAACAAAAAAAAACCAUCCAAGAUGAAUGAGACUGCACUUUCAUUUGCCAAGGAUUUCCUGGCCGGAGGAAUCGCCGCUGCUAUCUCCAAGACAGCUGUCGCUCCCAUUGAGAGAGUCAAGCUUCUCCUUCAGGUCCAGCAUGCCAGCAAGCAGAUCACGGUCGACAAGCAGUACAAGGGCAUUGUGGAUUGCGUGGUGCGCAUCCCUAAGGAGCAGGGCUUCCUGUCGUUCUGGAGGGGCAACCUGGCCAACGUGAUCCGGUACUUCCCUACCCAGGCCCUCAACUUCGCCUUCAAGGACAAGUACAAGAAGAUCUUCCUUGAUGGCGUGGACAAGCGCAAGCAGUUCUGGCGCUACUUCGCCGGUAACCUGGCGUCCGGAGGUGCUGCCGGAGCCACCUCGCUCUGCUUCGUCUACCCUCUCGACUUCGCCCGAACCCGUCUGGCUGCCGACGUGGGCAAAGCUGGUGCCGGGAGAGAGUUCACCGGCCUGGGCAACUGCCUGGUCAAGGUCUUCAAGUCCGACGGCCUCAAGGGGCUCUACCAGGGCUUCAACGUGUCCGUGCAGGGAAUCAUCAUCUACAGGGCGGCGUACUUCGGCAUCUACGACACCGCCAAAGGUAUGAUGCCCGACCCCAAGAACACCCACAUCGUCGUGAGCUGGAUGAUCGCUCAGACUGUAACGGCCGUCGCCGGUCUCGCGUCCUACCCGUUCGACACGGUCAGACGUCGCAUGAUGAUGCAGUCUGGCCGCAAAGGAGCCGACAUCAUGUACACCGGCACCAUCGACUGCUGGAAGAAGAUCGCACGCGAUGAAGGCUCAAAGGCCUUUUUCAAGGGUGCAUGGUCCAACGUGCUCCGUGGCAUGGGAGGCGCCUUCGUGCUGGUCCUGUACGACGAGCUCAAGAAGGUCAUCUAGACGUCCCCUUCUCGUCCGUCAACGUUUUUUUUAAAUAAUGUAAAGUUCACAGAGGGGGAAAAACAAGGAGGGAAAAGUAGAAAACGUUUAAAACAUGUAACGUAACAAAACAAACCUGUUGUUCUGGCUGGACUCUUCUGCCUCAUCAUUGAGGCUCGAGUAGUACUGCUGCUGGUUCUGGUUCUGAUUAAUACAGAGAUGGUGUUUAUUUAAAACGGUGUGUGUGAGAGUGUGUGUGUGUGUGUGUGAGAGAGAGAGUGAGAAUGUGAGAGAGAGGAGAACGAGCGCCAUUCUUAGUCUGUUUAUCAUAAUUUUUUCUCCCGGUCCCAACUGCCCAUCUUCAAUACUCAUUCCUACACGUGAGAAAGUCCUGAGCGUGUUCUCCCUGUUCACUCCGCCAGUUUUUAAUUCAUGACUUGAAUAAAUUCAACCUACUGAAAAAAACAAA